AUGGAGGCCGAGAACUACAUACAGGCAGUCGACCUCUAUCACAUGGGAAAGCAAGGGGACCAGAAAAGGUCCGAGAAAAAGGAGGGUCGUUCACAGAAAGCGGCCCCCAAGGAAGAGAAAAAGAGAAAAGAUGUUUGGAUGGCCGACUCUGCUAGUCAGCCGCCCAGUAAGAAGAGAAAAGAAUUCACUCCACACUCCCCCAAGUAUGAGUUCAACAGAGAUAAUCAUACCAUUUUCAAAGUAGUUAAGAGCCGACUCUCACUUGAGAAGCCGACACCUAUGAAGGGUGAUCCUAGCAAGCGCAACCAAGGAAAGCAUUGCCAUUUUCAUGAUGACGUUGGGCAUGAGACCAACGAAUGCAUUCGCCUCAAGCGUCUGCUAGAUCAGUUAGCUGAAAAGGGCGGCUAUGCAGGGGGAGGCCUGACUGUUCGGGGAAACAAGGAUAACAUCAGGCAAUUGGAUGUUAACUCUGUAAAUCGGGGUGAGACCUCUGGUACCUUGUUUCUUGAGGUUGUUAUUUCUGAGAAAGAUUCUGGUGGCGUCCGACGGCCGCAUGACGACCCGAUUGUCAUCGAGUGUAAAGUGGCCAACCAAAGAGUUGGCAGGAUACUUAUUGAUACAGGGAGUUCGUCGGACCUCAUCAGCCAUAAGUGCUUGACCAAGCUCAAGUACAGGCCUGAGAAUAUGCAGCCUGUCUCCCAUCCUCUCGUAGGAUUUGGAGGGGGAGUCGUCCAUUCGAUUGGUCAAGUUGACUUGCCCGUCCGUCUAGGUGAGAGAGGCGAGGGCCGCCACAUGGUCAUUCGUUUCCUGGUGGUAGAAGAACUUACUGCCUACAACAUGAUACUUGGGCGCCCCACCCUUAAUGACUCUAAAGCAGUUAUCAUUCCAUCCCUUAUGUUGCUUAAGUUUGAGAGGGACGACAAAACAGUCGGCUCCAUAAGGGGGGACCAGAGAAUGGCCAGAGAAUGUUACCUCACUGACAUCAAAACAACGGUAACUUCAGACGGCCCAACUCACAAAGCCAUAGAAGACGCGUCUUCCCAAGAGGCAGGCGGCAUGAAGAGAAAAGCCUUUGAGGCAGAGGUCCAGAAAAAGCAUAAGCAAUAG
Messenger RNA from Chenopodium quinoa (quinoa), 1107 nucleotides. RefSeq lists its product as uncharacterized. Bases 1 to 1107 code for a protein of 368 amino acids. NCBI's taxonomy places the organism in Eukaryota, Viridiplantae, Streptophyta, Magnoliopsida, Caryophyllales, Amaranthaceae. The record is from RefSeq and is a predicted model, not a curated record. The transcript has 2 exons.